UUGCCCAAUAUUUGUAUAAUAAUAAUAAUAAUAAUAAUAAUAAUAAUAAUAAACUUGGUAUUGUUCUUUUUUCCCUCUUUCUUUCUGCUUCAUGCUGCCAAAAGAAAUAUCAUAUAGUAGUAUUUACUUUUUCAUGUUCAUGAAGCUCGCUGCUGCCGGAUAGGGGCAUCCAAUAUUUAUGUUUUCUGUCUGGCGCUGCAAAUAGCUGUCGCCUCAGUCACCACACAUACUCAGGAAAGGGUUUAUACAAAUGCGAGCUCAACUCAAAUUCAGAGCAGAAAGAAGGGUAUUCCAGUUUGUGCUAUACAUCUGACACUAGAAAGUAAAUUUCCUCUAAAGCAGCUGUGCAUCCUGGACGCACGAGUUUCGUGUUGGUAACAGCCUGCGCAGAUUGUUCUUUUAACUUCACUGAUGGUGACAUUAUUUCACGUCUUAAGCCACUCGAAUUGCUCUAAACGUUUCACAGGAGAAAGGAACUUUGCAUAGCGACAUGUUCAUAUUUUAUCAUCUGAAUCCUUCCAAAGACUUUUGUUAGAGUGGCUACUUUCAUUUCUCCAGGGAUGUAAUCCAGGCUCCGAGAGGUAAACUGACACUUGGGCGCUGUGUGUGGUAUGUUGGCACGCUCUGAUGGAAAAAACAUGCUCUGGCCUCUCAUGUCAGAGCCCUUAACCCUGAACAGAUCCCAACCAAAUCAGGAGUCGGUGCUUCUCCCGCACAACUUUACAGUCUAAAGCUGCAAUUGGGCACCUUCAGUGUUUGCUGUAAAGGGAGGUAAAAGGAAAUAAUUAGAUCUUAAUCGAACUCUGAGACUUCAUUCAUCAUGAUGUCGUGACAAAUACCGGUUUGUCAAAUGUGGACAGAAGUGUUUUGGAAAGUGAGUCGUGGGAGGAGAUUUGUCUUACUCCAAUGUGCAGUGUCCGGCUUCUAGGCUGGAUACUUGCCAGAUGGGGAGGGAGUAGUUCCUGGCGAUUUCUUGGAGGGAUUUGGGGGAAUAGAGGGGCAGAGAGAGAUUUAAGUACUGAUAGGUGGUCGAGUUGUGUUUGGCCGGGUGGAUAUGCGCAAGCAAAGUCUAGGAGCUUUAUUUCCCCUCUCUGAUGGGAUUAUUGCCAGCGAUGGGCAGAGAGAGGAAGGAGGCUCAGCGCCUGCGUUUCUUGAUUUUCACGGUUAUAAUCUUACCGAGCAUCGCAACGGGACACUGACCUCCGUGAAUUCUGCGUUAGGAAGCCUUUAACGGUGCUUAAAAUACAGGAAAAGAGAGUUGCAUGUUGUAUGAAACCAGAAAGAGGCACGGCUAUGACGACUGAGAAUUCCCAGCAACAUCUGGAUCUACCCAGUCCUCUGCGCGCAAGUCCAGCGGCCGGUGCUCUAAGGGCAUCUGUGCUGAGCCCACAGCCAGUGAUGGAGAGCGCGCAUAAUGAAUCAGCUAAAGGGAAAAAGGGAAACUCCGGCUUGAGGCGCCCCGAAAAGCCUCCCUACUCAUACAUUGCCUUAAUUGUGAUGGCUAUUCAAAGCUCGCCAACUAAAAGGCUUACUUUAAGCGAAAUAUAUCAGUUUCUCCAGGCCAGAUUCCCUUUCUUCAGGGGAUCAUACCAGGGAUGGAAAAAUUCUGUCAGACAUAACCUGUCUCUGAACGAGUGCUUUAUAAAACUACCCAAGGGUCUAGGCAGACCUGGCAAAGGGCACUACUGGACCAUCGACCCUGGCAGUGAGUUUAUGUUUGAGGAGGGCUCGUUUCGUCGCAGACCCCGGGGGUUCCGGAGGAAAUGCCAAGCUUUAAAACCAAUGUACAGGAUGAUGAAUGGGAUCGGGUUUGGUGCAUCCAUGCUGUCCCAGAACUUUGAUUUCCAAUCACCCGCAGGCUCAUUAGCAUGUCAUAACAGCUACAACUUAGAUUUAAUGGGUAAUACAGUUCCAGGUGGCUUCGAUGGACUCGGAGGAGGACAUCACCUCCCGCACAUGUCAUCAAGCUCCGGGUCGUCAUAUAUGGCCGCAUGUCAGGUGGCCUCUAACUCAGACUAUUGCCCCGACAGCAGCAGCAGCCCCCUGCAGUCCUCCCCAGCGAUGAUAGGCACUUUGGACUGUCAGUCUCCAUAUGCAAAUGCAGCUUCACAUUGGAGUACACCUGGUGUGUCAUCGUACAUCAAACAGCAGUCGGUGAGAUCAAGCAGUCCAAACUCCUCAGCCGUACAUGCGGGAAUGACGUCUUACGCGCUGGACCAGGGCUAUUUGCACCAUAAUGCACGAGAUUCUGACAUUUCAGUGGGAUUGUCUCGAUAUUCCAGCCACUCAGCUCCCGUGUGUGACAGGAAGGAAUUCGUUUUAAACCUUCAUCCCAACACCAGUGGAUCUUAUUAUCAUCAGCUCCAUCAUCAUCAUCAUCAUCAUCAUCAAAGCGUCUAUCAGGACGUAAAGCCAUGUGUAAUGUGACAAGAAGAGGCAAAGUGGUUCCUAAAAUAAAACUCCCAAAUCCACUUCAUUUAAGUUAAGCCCUUGGCGGAGUGAUUCUAACAUAACAUUUCCUUAUACGGCAGCUUAUGAAGCACAUCUUUCUUUCCAAUGAACUUUGACCUUUCAAUUUCUUUAGUAAUCAUUUUGUUGUGGGGACUUGUUUUAGCACUUCACGUUUUCCUUAUGCGACUGACGUCACACACAUGGAUAAGCAAUAUCUAUAUUGUACCAAAAACGUCAAUAUAUCUGAACCUUUCACUUAAUUUUGUUUUGUGUUUUUUCUGAUGGUUAAACUGUUGCUUCCCGCCUGUAAUAAUCCCUAAUCAUUAAAGAGAUUUAUUUUUGAAAGGACCAUUUCGAAGUGAUGUCUUAAAUACUAAAUGACUAUAAGAAAGGGUAGACAACGUAUUUUCUAGAAACAGUAUAGAUCUUUUUUAAAUGUUGGAUUUAAAAAGUAAGUUUUGUUUCUCAGGAGCUCAGCAGAACAGUAGUCUUUAAAGUUUUGCAGAGGCACAAAUUUGAAACCACGAGAAAGCAAAAGUAAAAGACACACUCAGGGAACACCAGCUGUGUUAUGGGUGCUUUCUUCUCAGUUUCAUAAAUAUGAACGAAGUAUAGAUUAUUUUAUUUAAUGUUAUAUCGACUUUUGCACAUUUUAUUUAUUGUGAAAAGUUGGGCUUAAUAAAAAGUAGUUCAUCUUCAAGGUUGUUCAUAUUUUGAGGAUAAUUUAUGUAUACGUUGUGACUUCUUUGCAUUAAACUGCUGCCACAACAGCAUCACUGAUGUAAAAUAUAAUACUGACAUAAUUAGUAGCCAGAAAGAAGAGGGAGAGGAGGCCACGUACAGUGAGCAACAGUGAAGUGACAAAAUGUUACAUUUUUCUUCAGUGCUUUUUGGUUUGACUUGCACUGCCAUCUCGUGGUAAGUGAAAGUUUUUGGAAUUCUAAAAUAAAAUUUCUGCGUUUGGUAUUUGCAGAGGAUUCAAAAGGUCCCACAGAACAGCCAGAUGGACAUUCAGUCACUUUAGCAGACGGUAUAUGAAACGGUAUUUAUCGAUCAAAAACAUAAACAUGAAAACAUGAAAAGAAAUCCAACAAUUCUUCUGGUAUAAACUGAACCUUCAGACCAAAAGAACCUCCAGACAUAAAAACGUGACAAGGUGAAUAAACUAUAUUUCACGUAGACUAAUGACAGUGUACGCACCCUGAUUUUUUUUAGACAGCCAUACUCUCGCUUAAUUACCCACACGUGGGUCUCGUUCUGUCAUUAUUAUCGAUUUAUAUCACAUUAUUGCGAACAUAAUCCACAUUGUUAGUAUGAAAGUACAUGUUCAUAUGUAUAUAUAUUUGGAAAGUUUCUACAUAAUUUUAAAUUUCCUGAAAGCAAAGGCUUCUUCUUACUUAUACCUUAUUAACGGCUCUGCUGUCCAUGGUGCUGAAUAUGUGUUUUUUAUUUUGAUACGUUUUUUAUUAUAAACGCAAAACUAAUGGGGCACUUUCUGUAUUUUUAAGAUUGUAGUACUCACUCGGUAUAUAAGAAUACACACACUGUGUUGUAUGUGAUAUAGAGAUCGGUAAUUCAAAGUUGGUGGGUUUACAAGUCCAGCCCCGAUAAAGGCAAAGGUUAACUGUAUUAAAUUGCAUCUCAAAUAUUGAGGUGUUGGUAGGUGUGAUUUUAUGUGAUACUGCUGACAGCAUAAGAGUCAUCAAGCGUAUUCCUUUAUCCA
Haplochromis burtoni (Burton's mouthbrooder) is the source of this 4174-nucleotide messenger RNA. RefSeq names its product forkhead box F2a (gene foxf2a). Gene Ontology annotation, cellular component: nucleus. The record is from RefSeq and is a predicted model, not a curated record. The transcript has 2 exons. The coding region runs from base 1270 to 2427 and encodes 385 amino acids. Lineage: Eukaryota; Metazoa; Chordata; Actinopteri; Cichliformes; Cichlidae. Gene Ontology annotation, biological process: animal organ morphogenesis; regulation of transcription by RNA polymerase II. Gene Ontology annotation, molecular function: DNA-binding transcription factor activity, RNA polymerase II-specific; RNA polymerase II cis-regulatory region sequence-specific DNA binding.